AUAAGUUGAUCGAUGUAAAAUCAUCAAAAGAAAAACUUGAUGAAAGAAAUUGGAAAUUUUCCAAUUAUUUUGUAGACGUUUUGGAAAGAUUUUGCAACUAUAAACUUGCAACAAAAGUACUUUAUGAAAUAACAGAAAUUCAAACUAAAGUGCUAGGUGUUGAUCAUAUUGAUGUUUCAUAUUCAUACGAGAAGCUGGCUUCAUUGCUUUUGAGGAAUGGAGAAUAUGACAUUUCUAAAGAUUUUCUAGAGCGAGCAAUGGGAAUUCAAGAAAAAACAUUUGGACCUGACCAUGUUAUUAUUGCGACAACGUACAACAAUCUGGGUUCAGUUUACAAUGCUAUGGGAGAGUACGAAAAAGCAAAAGAUUUUUAUGAACGAGCGAUAGAAAUUCAAACAAAAACAUUUGGACCUGACCAUAUUAAUAUUGCCACAACGUACAACAAUCUGGGUUUGGUUUACUUUUAUAUGGGAGAGAACGAAAAAGCAAAAGAUUUUUAUGAACGAGCGAUGAAAAUUCAAAGAAAAACACUUGGACCUGACCAUGUUAAUAUUGCGGCCAUGUACAACACUCUGGGUAUGGUUUACUUUUUUAUGGGAGAGUACGAAAAAGCAGAAGAUUUUUAUGAACGAGCGAUGAAAAUUGAAACGAAAACAUUUCGACCUGACGAUGUUAAUAUUGCGACAAAGUACAGCAAUCAACCUUGAUUUGGGGAGUAACACUUUAAUUGUCAUGACAAUGUUUGUUUGUUUUUUUACUUUGGAGAAAAUAUUUAUUUAAUGAUUGAUUCAAUAAUACUUUAUUAUAGUUCAAACUAUAAAGGCAAUGUAAAGUAAAAGUUAUUAAUAACCUGAAGAAGAAAAAGCGGGAUAUCAUUGCCAUAGCAUUGGCAGAAGUGAAAAUGACACAUUUAACUGCCCGACUACCAGAUUUGUUGCUAUCGCAAGGGGGGAUUGCUGCCCCGACCCCUUAUCUGGAAAAAUUGCAGGGCUGAAAACGUAGUGACAUCCAUUGGAGCCACCUCCGUGUACAGCAUUCUAGGUGGUUUCAUACAUACGUUAUGAUUGGGUGAUUAGAAUGAUAGUCAAAGAAAUUUUACAUGUGUGUCUUUAACUUUUAGCUUUGCGUUGGCAAGGUUUAUUUCGCCAUGUGUAGAGUUUUCUUUCUAUCUGAAGGCCUGUUUACACGUUCCGAUUUGUCAGAUCCUAUUGUUUCGGUUCUGUCUUUUGAUUGCUUGUUCAGACGGUCAGAUAGUUGUGUUGAUAUUUAGAUACGUUUAGAUAUUUAUAAUCUUGAGAGCAGCCAUUUGUGUUGUCCAUUUAUCGAUA
Messenger RNA from Xenia sp. Carnegie-2017, 1328 nucleotides. Its product is annotated as kinesin light chain-like. The transcript has 2 exons. The record is from RefSeq and is a predicted model, not a curated record. Bases 258 to 707 code for a protein of 149 amino acids. Lineage: Eukaryota; Metazoa; Cnidaria; Anthozoa; Malacalcyonacea; Xeniidae. Gene Ontology annotation, molecular function: protein binding. Gene Ontology annotation, cellular component: kinesin complex.